AUGGGACAUGAGUUCACUGGAACUGUUGUUAAAAUUGGCUCAGCCGUAAGAACCAUCAGCAUCGGCGAUAAGGUCGUUGCCCCUUUUACAGCAUCCUGUGGUAACUGUUUCUUCUGUAACAACGGUUGCUCAGCCCGCUGUGUUGAGAGUCAACUGUUUGGUUGCGAGACCCUCGACGGAGGACAGGCCGAGUACGUUCGGAUUCCUAUGGCUGAUGGAACAGCAGUCAAGGCUCCGGCCACCGUAUCGGACCAGGCUCUUUUGCUCAUGGCGGACAUCUUCCCCACAGGUUUCUAUGGCGUUAAGAGUGCUAUAGAUUUGGCCCCUUCACAAAGCAUUAAAGAUGCUACACUCGUUAUUAUCGGUUGUGGCCCAGUCGGACUCUGUGCCAUUCUGGCGGCCACUCAUUUCAAGCCUCGCCACCUCUUUGCCAUUGAUAGCGUGGACAGCCGUCUAGAGCAAGCUCGCAAGCUUGGCGCAGAGCCACUCAAUUUCGAGACCGAUAGAGCAGGAUUGGAGGCUAGAAUAAAGGAGGUGACAGAAGGGCGAGGCGCCGACAUGGUAGUUGAAGUUGUUGGCCAAGCGCCAGCUUUGAGAACGGCAUUUGAUAUCGUGCGACCUUUCGGUGCCAUUAGCAGCAUUGGUGUCCACAAUAAAGAGAUUCCAUGGACAGGUGACGACGCGUAUACGAAGAACAUUCGAGUGCAGAUGGGUCGCUGCCCCGUUCGCAGCGUGUUUGACGAAGCUCUUAAACUGCUGGAGCAGAAGCAAGAUCAAAUUGGAUUCCUGUUUGAUCAUAUCAUGCCACUUGAACAAGCCCCGGAAGGAUACACACUCUUCGAGCAGCGCAAGACGCAGAAAGUGGUUUUCACGCUGUCACAGGAGUAG
This is a messenger RNA of Fusarium sp. VM40, 888 nucleotides long. Lineage: Eukaryota; Fungi; Ascomycota; Sordariomycetes; Hypocreales; Nectriaceae. The record is from the annotation of a GenBank genome assembly.